Molecule: messenger RNA, 767 nt
Organism: Aedes aegypti (yellow fever mosquito)
Lineage: Eukaryota; Metazoa; Arthropoda; Insecta; Diptera; Culicidae
Exons: 3
Coding region: 236-679 (147 amino acids)
Biological process (GO): positive regulation of voltage-gated potassium channel activity; regulation of synaptic transmission, cholinergic; sleep
Source: RefSeq, a predicted model, not a curated record
UGGAAAAAUCAGUCUAUUUUCAACUGCCCGCUGAGGUUGUGGGUUGAUCGAUGCGUGGCUGCGGGGUGUGCGUGAUUAUUGGUGAUCAUUGGAGGUUUUUAGAAUUUCAAAUUCAGCGCGGGAUAGUUAUUCAGUGCUAGCUAUUGGUAGUGAGUGGAACGUUGCAUUUUAAGGCAUAAGUAAUAAGUAUAACCAGUGUGAAUAAAGUGAAGAACCAAAGUUAAGUGUGAUCAAAAUGUUGGAAAUGAAUGUUAAAUGCACGUGCUUGCUGGUAGUGGCAUUAUUGAUGAUCGCGAAAGCGGAUGCUCUCAAAUGUUACCGUUGUAACAGCUACGAUAAGAUCGACUGCCUGGACGAGUCUGACUCAAAUAACGACACGAGAAACUCGACGAAGCUGCGACCGUUCCUGCACGAAUGUGAACCGGACCCGACAGGGCAGAAUCGGGAACCGUUCUGUCGCAAGAUUUCCGUUACCAUUAUGAAACCCAAACACCACCGGGUGAUUCGGGAUUGUGGCUACGAAAGGUCACAUUUAGACUGCUAUGUGGCAGACAAUGACGGCCAUCUGGAGACGGUUUGCCAAUGCUGGUCCGAUCAAUGUAACGGAGCUGAGCGACUAACGAGCGGAGUGGCGCUGGGGUUGGCGGUCAUGGUCGCCAUAUUAAGAUUAGUUGUUUGAUAAGGACUUUGACGUGGAUAUUAUUGGGAUACGUGUUUGCUAUUGUGUACUUAUACUCUGGAAAUAUAAAGACUUUUAUGUGUUGUAA